Messenger RNA from Cydia amplana, 1713 nucleotides. RefSeq lists its product as uncharacterized. Lineage: Eukaryota; Metazoa; Arthropoda; Insecta; Lepidoptera; Tortricidae. Gene Ontology annotation, biological process: DNA repair. The transcript has 6 exons. Bases 25 to 1653 code for a protein of 542 amino acids. Gene Ontology annotation, molecular function: polynucleotide 3'-phosphatase activity; protein binding; ATP-dependent polydeoxyribonucleotide 5'-hydroxyl-kinase activity. The record is from RefSeq and is a predicted model, not a curated record.
UCAUGUGUUAAAACCUGAAAAAUAAUGGUUCGCCAGUGCUUUUUACGAUGUUUACUAGAUUCGCACGCUCCUGUCAAGUUGCCGCACAACGUUGAAAUCCUAGUGGGUCGAAGUAAAGUCACCAAGAUAAAAGAUCAGUCGUGCUCUCGUCAUCAAUUGAGUUUAAAGGCAGAUUGUGAUGAAUGCGUGGUUGAAGUCAAACAACUUGGAAUAAACCCAUCUGGUUUAGAUGGAUUUGCUAUGAAAAAAGAUGCCACAUACAAACUAGGACAUGGUACAAAAAUUGAAAUAUUACUAAACUUCUACUCUCAUGUGCUAGAGUUUGAUCCUCCUCCUGAAGGAUCUGAUGCACCCAAAGUUAACACCAAAAGGAAGUUAGAAGAAGAAGAAUCACCUAGGAAAAGAAAAAAUCUAAAGGUUGAAGAAGAGGACUCUUUAGACACAUCUAACUCUACAAAGAAGAGUGAAAAAACAACAAUGAAUCAAGUAUACCCAUUACCAGAAGCACCUGAAAAUAUAUGGGAAGAAAUAGACAAUGGAGAACUCUAUAUAUUUACAUCUAAAGGUGUUAAGUCCAGCAGCAAAAUAGCUGCUUUUGAUAUGGAUGGAACAUUAAUUAAAACUAAAUCGGGCAAAGUCCACCCUGUUGACACUAAUGAUUGGCAGAUUGCUCUUCCUCCUGUGUCACAGAAGUUAAAGGAUUUAUAUUCCAAGAAUUUUAAAGUUAUAAUUUUAAGUAAUCAAGCUCCAAUUGGGAAUGGUAGAGUAAAAAUAGAGGAUUUUAAGAAGAAAAUUGAAAAUAUAGUUGCGAAAAUAGAUGUUCCCAUACAAGCAUUUAUAGCAACUGGUAAAGGUUUUUAUAGGAAGCCUACUACAGGCAUGUGGAAUUUUUUACUUGAAAAGAAAAAUGAUGGUUUAGAGGUAGACAUGGAUAAAAGCUUCUACUGUGGUGACGCUGCUGGCAGAGUAGCCAACUGGGCCCCCGGAAAGAAGAAAGACCACUCCAUGGCCGACAAGCUUAUGGCCGAAAACUUGGGUCUCAAGUUCUACACACCUGAACAAUAUUUCCUGGGGCAUUCUAUUGCUAAUGUGCCUUUUAGCAAUCCGGAAUUUGUCUCAAAACAUCUGACUUCAGAACCAUUUAAUGAUAAUCUAAUUGGUAAAGAGAAAGAGAUUUUAGUUUUAGUUGGAUUCCCAGGAAGUGGCAAGUCAUUUUUAGCCAAGCAAAUUGAGAAAAAGUCGGAGCAUAAAUAUGUGGCAGUUUGCAGAGACAUUUUAGGAACUUGGCAAAAGUGUGCUGCUGAAGCAAAAAAGUUAUUGCAGCAAGGUAAAAGCGUCAUAGUAGACAGUACGAAUCCCGACGUGGAAUCCCGCGGACGCUGGACGUCGCUGGCCAAGGAAAUGGGUGUCCAAUGCCGUUGCGCCCGAAUGGCCACCACCAAGGCACACGCCCAGCACAACAACAAGUUUAGGGAGCUAAUGAAAAUCAAGCAUGUGCCCGUCAACGAUAUUGUUUUUCAUAGUUACAAGAAUAAAUAUACAGACCCCACGCCAACCGAAGGUUUCAAAGAAAUAAUAGUUGUAAAUUUUAAUCCCUGUUUCGAAGACAAAGAGGCUGAACAGGUGUACAGAAUGCAUUUACUGGAGAAGUGAUACGAUUUGUGAUAAACGCGCGAGCAUUUAGUGUGAUAAUAAAACAAAGUUGUAAGGUCA